This is a messenger RNA of Phascolarctos cinereus (koala), 2831 nucleotides long. Lineage: Eukaryota; Metazoa; Chordata; Mammalia; Diprotodontia; Phascolarctidae. The record is from RefSeq and is a predicted model, not a curated record.
CUAUCUUACUCGUGCGUGGGCCUCCGGCCUCAGUUAGACUGGGAGUUCCCUGACAGCACGGUCUGUCUUUGCACCAACAGUACCUACAGCACAUAGUAGGGCCUCAGUAAACUCUAAUUGACUGAUUCACUUUCCCGAGAAAGGGUGGAUGGUUGGGGGCCUCCAAGCAAAGGCUAGACGGCCAAGUAGAGGGAAGGCUGGCGCCUGGGGCAUUCUGGUUCCGGUCCAGGCUGGGCGGGGCAGAAGCAGCGACCCCGGAGCCUGAGCCACCCAGCCCCCAUCCUGCCCUCUGUUUCUCGGCAGGGGGCGGGGCGGGGCGGCAGGCCCCUCCUCCACACUGCGGGAGCCGCACGUACAGAGGCCGGAGGGGAAGGAGGAGGAGGAAGGAAAGGAAGAGGAUGGCUAUGGGCCGGCUGGCUCCGCAGCUGCGGCUCCUACUCCGCGCCUCCUUCGGACCCAUGGCCCUGGGCCAGCGCUCCGCGUCGGGCCCGGCUCCGACGCGCGGACCCCGGCGCCUCUCGGUGGAAGGGAACAUCGCUGUGGGGAAAUCCACCUUUGUGAAGUUACUCCUGAAAACUUUUCCAGAGUGGCACAUAUCUGCCGAACCAAUAACGACGUGGCAGAAUGUCCAGGCUAUUGGCAUACCAACAGCUGGCCCUCCCCAGAGCGGGGGGAACUUGUUGGAUAUGAUGUACCGGCAGCCCUCGCGGUGGUCCUACACCUUCCAGAUGUUUUCCUUCCUGAGUCGGCUGCGAACUCAGCUGGUCCCCUCCCCAGAGAGCCUCUUGCAAGGCCAAAAGCCGGUGCAUGUCUUUGAGCGGUCAGUGUACAGUGACAGAUGCAGAUUGCAACUCCUCUGGCUGAAGAAUUCCUUGCCAGCGACCAGCCUGGUCCUGGGAAACUCCAAAUUUGGCCAGGCUGGUACAAAGACAGCAGAUGUACACGUGGUCUGCCUCCAGGCUGACGAUUCACUGCCUGGGAAGUCAGCCCAUCUGUUCCCACAGAGCUAUUCCUCCCAGGCCCCUGAAAGAGAGAGGCGGAAGAUUCAUGGCCCUGGCACAGAGGCCAGACUCCAAGAUGGUUCCAACAUGUGGUUAAACAAUUUGGAAAGCAGGAGAGGAGAGGAGAGCUGGGCGGAUGCAGCCCAUCCAGGGGAUGUGCUGGCUGCUCUGCUGGGAAACUUCUUGGUCAGCCCUGGGCUUCUGUACAUCUUCGCCAAGAAUCUCUUUGAAAAUCGCUUCCUAAAUGAUGUCGAGUGGGCUGUCUAUCAGAAUUGGCAUUCCUUCCUUCUCCGGGAGUUCCACAGCCGCAUUCUCCUGGAUGGCUUUAUCUACCUUCAGGCUUCUCCCCAGAUUUGUCUGAAGAGACUCCGCCAGCGGGCCAGGGCUGAAGAGGAGGGCCUCGAGCUGGGCUACCUUGAACAGCUCCAUGCUCAGCAUGAAGAUUGGUUCAGCCAUAAGGUGACUGAGCUCCACUUUGAGACCUUGAAGAAGGCCCCUGUGCUGGUGCUGGACGUCAAUGAGGAUUUCUCUGAGAAUGCAGCGAAACAAGAGGAGCUCGUGACAAAGGUGAACACCUUUGUAAAGAAUCUAGGAUGACGCCGUGGUCCUGCUAGGCAGGAUCUGUUGGCCUGGGCAGGGAUUCUGACCAGCUAGUGCCUUUCUACAGCUUAGAGAACCAUGGAUUCCAUCUGUCCAGGCCUCUUUGCUCCCCAAGCCUUAUUGGGCACUCUUGGGCUUCUUCUUUAGUGACCCUGAGCAGCUGCUCUGAGGAUCACUUUCCUCAUCUGUCGAAUGACAGCAUCAGACUUGAUGGUCUCCAAGACUCCUUCCAGCCCUACAGCUCUGAUCUGAGAUCUCAUAGUCCCAGGAUAAGAGGAUCUCAGAGGGUUUUGUUCAGGCUUUCCUUGGUUCUGAAAGACGUUUUCCUUUGUCUUCAAUUUCGUUUUAUUUUCAGGUCCAAAUUCUCUCCCUCUCUACUCCUCUUUCCCCCCCCAUUUAGAAGAUAAGCAAUACGUUACAAACAUGUAGAGCUGUGCAAAACAAGGCCAACAUGUCCAAAAAGAAAAGGAAUACAGACAGAGACAGACAGAUACACAGAGGAAAUAGGCCUCCUUCAGUCUCUGUCUCGAGGUAGACAGCAUGUUUCAUUGGGUCCUUUGGAAUCUUGACUGGUCAUUGUGUUGCUCAGAUUUGCUAACUCUUGGAAGGCCUGGCUUUCAUAAAUCCCAUUAGCCGUACGUGUGCUGAGUGGAUUCCCCACCGCAUGACUGGCUUUCUCUGACCUCCCAUGGGUCCCUCCCCACAUCAGAGCUCCUGGUGGCAUGCUAGGGCAGGGAGCCAGGCCCAAGGGAGCCAUGCUAAGCUCUCGAGUGUGGGCAUGGGCAGAAUAAAGGAAGUGGUUGGGCAGAAAGAACCGAGUUGACAAGGGUGAGACCACAGAGCAGGGAGACCAUGCCAGGGCUCAGGGCUUUGCUUCUCCACCCCUGCCCCCCACAUGUCCUUAUGAAACCAGGCGUCUUGGGAUGCUCUCAUCCUUUCUUUCCUCCUUAAGUUUUGUGAUUGAUGACUUUUAGAAUACAAAUAUACAGAAGCAGAUCAUCCUAUGUUGUCCUAUGAAUACCAGGCAGGAGUUUUGAAAUAGAAAGAGCCCUGGAUUGGUAGUCAUAGGGUGGGGGACAGGGAAGACCUCCAGAGACAUGGAGGUUGCUUCUGCCAGUUACUAUCCAAGUAGCCUCAGACAGUUCACAUCACUUCUCUGGCUUCAGUUUCCUUAUCUGUAAAAGAAGGGCAUUAAUGGGGCAGCUUGGUGGCGCAGUAGAUAGAGCACCA